AAGCAUACUAGGCACAUGUAGACACAGUUGAUAUAGCGUAGCGUGUCGUACUACACACACGUUAAACCGACUCAGUCAGUCUCACUCAGACAUAGUGUGGCUGAGACGGAGUGUCACUAAGACACUAAAAAGAAAGCUGCACUAUAAUUUAUUUAUUUAGUGUCAGUAAUAAAUUAGUAACGUCAUGUCGAGAGACGAAGUGUCCAUGCAUAUACUGAGGAAGGUGGUGAUUGACGGAUUUCUCAUAUGCGGAUUGGUGUUAUGCAUGCUCGGCUCCAGGGUGUUCUUGGAGCCGUUCCAGCGUGGCUUCUUCUGCCUGGACGAGUCGCUCAUGUUCCCCUACAAGGAGGAUACGGUCACUACUCCCACACUGAGGCUGGUGGGACUGUUGCUGCCGGCAAUCGCUUUCCUGAUCUGCGAGUGGGCACUGCUACGCAAGGAGCAAGAUGAUCAGCGCUGCCUCGGAGUGCGCAUCCCCGCCUGGCUGCGUGGAUUCUACUGCGUCGCGGCAUCCUUCUGCCUGGGCUACUGCUUCGUUGAACUCACCACCGAGAUCGCCAAGAUCACCAUCGGCAGGCCGCGACCGCAUUUCUUCGAUGUAUGCCAGCCAUCGGUAGACUGUAAGUCGCCGGAGUGGCAGGGGCGGUACAUCCAGUCCCACGAGUACUCGUGCCUUGGCCCCAUGGCACAGAAUUUCAGGGAGAUGCGGCUGUCCUUCCUCAGUGGGCACUCUUCGUUGGCAGCAUACACGAUGGUCUUCUUCGCUUUGUACUUAGAAAAGCGCAUGGUAUGGCGCACGACACGCGUCUUGAGACACACACUACAGUUUAUCGCGCUAAUGAUGAGCUGGUUCACUGCCUUGUCCCGAGUCUCAGACUUCAAGCACCACUGGAGCGACGUGCUUGCAGGCUACUCGCUCGGCCUUAGCGUCGCUAUCAUUAUGUGGAUGUGGUGCACAGAUCUGGUACACAAGAAGCAAAAGCAUACUGUGAUUCCUCUACACGAAGUACCCAUAGAGAGCCACACUACGACAGCAUAGCGUUUAAAAUCUCAUUAGUAACUAGUAGGAAUUAGUACACAUGACAAA
Molecule: messenger RNA, 1087 nt
Organism: Chilo suppressalis (striped riceborer)
Lineage: Eukaryota; Metazoa; Arthropoda; Insecta; Lepidoptera; Crambidae
Source: the annotation of a GenBank genome assembly